Oryzias melastigma (Indian medaka) is the source of this 1950-nucleotide messenger RNA. RefSeq lists its product as uncharacterized. Gene Ontology annotation, biological process: toxin metabolic process; arsonoacetate metabolic process. NCBI's taxonomy places the organism in Eukaryota, Metazoa, Chordata, Actinopteri, Beloniformes, Adrianichthyidae. Gene Ontology annotation, cellular component: cytosol. The transcript has 10 exons. The coding region runs from base 91 to 1173 and encodes 360 amino acids. The record is from RefSeq and is a predicted model, not a curated record. Gene Ontology annotation, molecular function: arsenite methyltransferase activity.
UUGAUACUUUUACUUUGAAAAACAUUCCGGAAGUAGCUGCCCACAGAAAGACGCUCCAUCUAAACUGUGAAGUUGUUGUUUUACAACAAAAUGUGGACCAAUGACGAAGUGCGAGACAACGUGAAGAAUUACUAUGGCAGAAGGCUGGAGGCGUCUUGUGACUUGCAAACGAGCGCCGCCGCCUGCAGUCGGCCCUGCAGACCUCUGCCGAGCAGCGUCACGAAUGCUCUGAGCCUGGUUCACCCUGAGGUGACGAAAAGAUUUUUUGGUUGUGGUCUUCCGUUUCCAGCAAAGCUUGAGGGCUGCAGAAUUCUGGACCUCGGCAGCGGUUCUGGUCGAGACUGUUUUGCCUUCAGUAAGCUAGUUGGGCCUCAUGGACACGUGACUGGGAUUGAUAUGACAGAGGAGCUGAUCACAGCAUCUCGCCAGUAUGUGGAGUAUCAUCAGACAAAGUUUGGCUAUGAGAACCCUAACGUCACUUUUGUCCGUGGGUACAUGGAAAAUCUCAUAGAGGCUGGUUUGCAGAGGGACUCAGUGGAUAUUGUGAUAUCCAACUGUGUGAUCUGUCUGUGUCCUGAUAAAAAAGCAGUGCUACAACAAGCCCACGACGUCCUAAAGACUGGAGGCGAGCUUUACUUUAGUGACAUGUAUUCCAGCAGCAUCAUUCCUGACCACAUGAGGCAGGAUCCAGUCCUGUGGGGUGAGGGAAUGGGUGGCUCUCUGUUUUGGAGGAAUCUCAUCUCACUGGCUCACAGUGUUGGUUUCAGCACUCCGCUCCUUGUCUCAGCGAGCCGUAUCGAGGUCCACAACCACCAGCUGAAAGCAAAAGCAGGGGAUAUCAACUAUGUUUCAGCCACCUACAGACUAUUUAAGCUGCCCAAACUUCCUCUAACGUCGAGCUCAACUGUCACCUAUAAAGGAACAGUAGCAGACUUUCCUGAUCAGCUGGAUUUUGAUUCCUCCCACUGUUUCAAGAAAGACACAGCAGUGGAAGUAGAUGGAGAAAUGGCUGCAAUUCUUCAGCAUUCCAGGUUUUCCACAGAUUUCGAUAUCCUGAUGGUGGAUAAGCAGAAUUCCAGCUCAACACCACAGGAGUAUUGCCAUCUUAACCCAUUUCUAUUGGCUGACAAACUGGGUUCAUCAGUGAAACAAUGCUCCAAAACCGGAAAAUGAGGAGAUGGCUUCAUCCAGCUGAAACGGAGAAUUCAUCCUCUGUUCUUUAAUGUUUUUCUUUUUGAUAAUUGUACCUGUAGAUGUUUUGAUAUUUGAUAUAGAUUAAUACCUACUAGUACAUCUAAUAAUUUUCGCAUCAUGUUCGUAAUCUCAGAGCUUUUUAACUUGGAGGGGAAAAAAUAUAUAUAUUUUCUUAGAAGACAGUCUUAGAAAUUGUCCAUAUUCAUCUGCUACUCACAACAUAGUGUGUUCACUAUUUUGCAGUAGAUGGCGAACCUCCAAAACCGAGUGCUCUAGAAGUUCCCCAGAAGUCUAGUGUGUAUUGAUGCUCACUACAUUAGCGAAUAUAGACCACAAUGCCUUGCGAACAAUUUUUACGAAAAAAAGUUUUUUAUAUGUAAUAUUUUAAUAAACUAUCCACAUUUUCAUCAUCAGAACACAGUGGAGUUACAAAUAAACGGUGAAAUUUUUCAAUUGAUUAGAUUUUCACUUUGUUAAAUUGGUGACGUCAUAUCGAGCAUUAAAAAAAAUAAUUAAUAAAGUAGCAAGAUUGGUGUCUGAAUUGCUUUUAGAAUCCAGGGCACAACAUAACACUGCAAUAUAUAUUUUUUAGUAGUUAGUGAGUAGGGGGGGAAUUCAGACAUAGCCUUAAUCUUAAUAUUUGUUCAGACACAAAAACAUAAACAGCUCAAAUACCGAGUGAAACAAGAUUCUGAGAAGUUUGUUUUAAUUGAAACUGAUUGAAGAAAUGUUAAUAAAUGCUAACUUACACAAUGA